AUGAAGGAUUAUUCUCAUAUUAUUGGAUCGGGAGAUUUGUUUAACAAUGAGGAUAGAUGUUGGGUUCUUUUGGCUAGUAAAUCGCCCCGAAGAAUUGAAUUAAUGAAGUUAAUGGGUAUAAAAAAUUUAUAUAUUUGUGAAUCAGGUUUUGAAGAAAAUUUAGAUAAGAGUAUAUUUUCUUGUGCUGAAGAUUAUGUUAAAGAAAAUGCAUUAAAAAAGGGUUUGAAUGUUGUUGAAAAUGUAUGGUUUUCUAAUAAUACAGAAACUGAAGAUAUAACUGCGAAUGAUAUAAAAGAUUUAAAUAUCAAAGUAAAGAGAGAAAAUAAUAGUAACCAUUCAAAUGAUUUUAAUAAAUAUGAAAUAAUGAAUAUAAAUAGUAAGUUUGAACCAUUACCUAAAAUAAUAAUAUCUUGUGAUACUAUUGUAACUCUAAAUAAUGAAAUAAUAGAAAAGCCAAUAAAUAAAAAACAUGCACAUGAUAUUUUAAAAAAAUUAUCAUCGAAUGUUCAUAGCGUAUUUACUGCUGUAUGUAUAUUUCUAUAUAAAAAAAAAAUACCCAUAACUUUUAUUGAAAAAACACAGGUAUAUUUUGAUGACUUAAUGGAACAAGAUAUUUUACAGUAUAUAAAUACUAAGGAACCAUAUGAUAAGGCAGGGGCAUAUUCUAUACAAGGUGUGGGAUCCCAGUUUAUAAAAAAAAUAGAUGGUUGUUAUUAUAAUGUUAUGGGUUUGCCCAUAAAUAAAUUGUCUAAAAUUUUGACAAAGUUAUACAUAGAUGAAGAAUUCUCCUUAUAA
This is a messenger RNA of Plasmodium adleri (nom. inval.), 795 nucleotides long. Its product is annotated as septum formation protein MAF homologue, putative. The transcript has a single exon. The coding region runs from base 1 to 795 and encodes 264 amino acids. Lineage: Eukaryota; Apicomplexa; Aconoidasida; Haemosporida; Plasmodiidae. The record is from RefSeq and is a predicted model, not a curated record. Gene Ontology annotation, molecular function: nucleoside triphosphate diphosphatase activity.